Messenger RNA from Anneissia japonica, 3176 nucleotides. RefSeq lists its product as uncharacterized. Lineage: Eukaryota; Metazoa; Echinodermata; Crinoidea; Comatulida; Comatulidae. The transcript has a single exon. Bases 390 to 2477 code for a protein of 695 amino acids. The record is from RefSeq and is a predicted model, not a curated record. Gene Ontology annotation, molecular function: protein binding.
AAAACCAGUCUGAAUAGAUAAACAAAUACAAAGUACACUGCGGAAGUGGACCUAUAAAUUAAACAGAAGCGUCCGCAUUCUGUUGUUUAUAUGAUGAACACUUCGUAAAACGGACCUAAAACCAGUGGUGGUGAGAUAAGACAGCUUUUUAACUAGGCGGUGGGUUUGCCUGGGCUGUGUGAGUAGAUUUAAAGCUGCCUGAUUAUAAGUUCGUUAGGGCAGGCCUGCUGUAUGUUGUUAAACAACACUGCUGUGGAGCUAGGGUAGGCCUAUGCGUAUAUGAGGAUUAGUCCUACUACAAAAACAAACUGAUGUAAUAGGAAUAGCAGUCAGUGCUGUCUGCAUGGUCUAUUGGUAUUGAGUUCCGUUGACUGGAUAGCUUAAUUGCCAUGGCAGUUUCAAUGACAAACGAAGAAGGCAAUAACUGCUUUCACGAAUUAUUGAGAAGUGCAGAUUGUGAGGAUGAAAUCGAGAUAGAAGAAAAACUAAUAGAAUUUGUUGACAAAUCUACAAAGGAAUGCAUAAUAUCCCUAAUAAACCAACGAAAUGUAUGUGGAAACACACCAUUGAUGGAACACAUGUUGUGCGAAGAGCCCAGCUUGAAACUUGUUUCACAUACAAUCAAGUUUGGUUGUGAUGUUAAUAUUGCAAAUAAUCUUGGGAUGACACCUAUUCACAUACUAGUCAGUAAACAAUGCAUUCCUAAAAGAUUACUAGAUGACGAGUAUCUAGGAGUGGCAGAGAGAAAUAUUGUAAAUGAACGGAAUCAAAACGAAAAGGCUGUUAUGAAAGCUAUCAUUGAUGUAGGUGGUAAUGUCAAUCAACAGGACUUGUUCGGUAGAAGUCCUUUGUUUUUAGCCAAUGACUUAGAAGUUAUUCACAUGUUAAUCCAAAGUGGUGCAGACGUAAAUAUGACUGACAAAUGGGGAAGAACACUGCUUCAUUCUGUUUUAUCAAUGCCAAAUUACAAACAUCUAGCACGUUUUUACUUGAAGAAACUCAAUUCAAAACUUUUAUGGCAAGCUGACAUAUUUGGUUCAACACCACUUCACUAUUGCGCUAUCUUAUCUCGAGAAGACAUGUUUCAUGAAUUGAAAGGACAUAUGCCCUGCAUUAGUUUAGAAGACAGCCAAAGAAACAAAGCCAUAGAUAUUUUACAACGCAGGAUGUCAUAUCGUGAACAUAGGGAUGACACUAAAGAGGGUGUAGAUGUUCUUCACUACAAAGACGUUAUCAACAAAAAAGAUGCAUUGGCUGGUAUCAAACAAAUAACUGAAUCUUUGAUAAAAAGUGUACUGAAUCAGCCUGGUUAUGGAGAACCUUGGGAUGAGAAAGAAAGUACUUUAAUCGUGAAAACAAUUGUAGAUUUUGCACAAUAUAUGUGCAGACGUAUAGGUGAAAUGGAUGAAAGGUUGAAAUGUUCCCUUUUCCGAACUGGGAGUUCAGCGGAAGAAACUAAAAUUUCUGAUCCAACGGAAUUUGACUUUGUAUUCUGUCUUACAAAUUUUGCAGACCUGUGUCGAAUUGUAGAAGUAGAAGACAAAAGAGGUUUUGCUGAAGUACAAGCUGAUGAUAUACCAGAGAACUAUGAAAGCUUUUUUUGUUGCAAUAAAAAAUGCAACGUGCCAGAAAUUCGAUUUGCAUUUUCAAAAAUACUGAAGCGGUUACUUUCAGACGACAAUACAUGGAAAAGCCCAAAUCUGUAUUUUGAUGGGAAUGUGCAUCAUUUAGAAGAAUACGAUAGGCCAGUAUUAACAUUAAAACUUCGGUGGUUUGGUUGCUUGUACAAAGAUGAAGAAAUAAGUCUUGAUAUUGUUCCAGCUAUACAAAAAAAGGGGUGGUGGCCUUCCGAUACUGAAUUCGGAAAUCUAACUUUGAUGACACAAGAAAUAAAAGAUGAAGGUUGCUUACUAUUACUCCAGAAUCCAUACUUACAGUCUGACACGUUAUUAAGAAUAUCCUGUUCGCCAGCGGAGAUAUGUUUGAUAAAAUCUCUACCGCUCUAUAUCAAGGAAAGUUAUAGGCUAUGCAAAUUACUCAAGCACAAAUCUAUUUGCCCCCGGCUGGAUCCUGAUUCUGAAUCAGAUGUUUUUCCAAAAUUUGAAGCAGAGGAUAGCAUUACCAGUUACAUGCUGAAGAACAGUCUGUUCCACAUUUUAAGUACCGAUUCCAUUACUCUAAAAACCAAACACACACCUGAUUUUAACAAAUCAGUAAUUAACUUGGCUGGAAAAUUGUUAACCUUCCUAGAUCAUUCUACAAUGCAUGAAACCCUACCUGUUUAUUUUAUACCUAACAGACAAGAUAUCUUUAUGUUCGAUUUUUCUGAAAUUGACAACUUAGAUGAACCUUCCGUUAAAGGACUUAAUAAUUUUCAUUGCUUGCGUCGCCAUGCUUUUUUGAAGAUAAUGUUGCAUAUACUAGGACUGAAAAAACAAGAUACAGCCGCUGACAAUGUGAAAGGUGAAUUCAUGUAAUGACAAUCAAGUGCAUCAUGCGAACAUGCCUAUCUAGUGCAGCAUGCCUUUGCAUGUAUUAAUAUAAGCGUAGUAGUAGAAACUGAGAGAACUGAACUAAGCACAAGAUUUGAUUUACAAAAAAAGACAUUCAUCACAUUUUGGUUAUAAAACCGACUUUCAAUAUCUGUGACUGGCAGUCCAGAGAAACCCUUCUUCUUGUUUUACGUGGGACAAAAAAAGGCAUUUUGAAAUAAUAGAUAUUAGUAACGGCUCUACGCAACCGUACUUGGCAGGAUUGUUAAACACAACCAUAAAAUUUUCUAAAAUACCAUAUUUUCCAAUGGCUGGUCACCACAGAAAUUACUGACACUGAUUAAUAUUAACGACAACAGCGUGUAAUUAUUUAAAUUUGCAUAAUCGUGAAGACAUUGUCUUUAAUGUCUAUCCUGAAGAAUGGAAAUGAAUUGUCACUGCUAUUUUAGUUUUCUGCAAUUUUACGAUACUAGCUGUGUACCCAUCCUUCGGAAGGGUAUAAAACUAGUUUGUUAAUGGUUUUGUUGUGUUUAUUGUCAUAUGUGGUUUGCUUCUAAGACAUGGCAUGAGUUGGGACAGAGAAUGACUGUAUUUGAGUUAUGAAGUGUAGUUAGUGUGUGUGUAUAAUUUUUAAAGAAAAUAAUGGGCAACAAUGCUUUUGAAUAAAGAAUAUAAAAGUUGUAA